GCCUCGCUACGAAUUACGUAGAUAAGAUGGUUUUCCCAACGAGUUACCGGAAGUAUUAAAAAAUAGGCUGCCUUGUACGCCGUACGGAGUUCGGAAAAGAGCAUGCAGACCCUCAAAGAUGGCGGCCGGCGGCAAGUUUGGUUUCCAGCUUCUUUCUCGAACUUUCGGCUUCAUGGAAGAUCGUGAGAUCAAAGAUCUGUUCAUGAAAUGGGGUCUGCAGGGAUACCUGUCAGUACAGACCUACAUGUUUGAGAAACACUUCCAGGCCUAUCAGAAGGAUGACUUUGUGCUGGAUUUCCUAAGAGACCCCACAGUUACCAGCACCCUGUUAAUGCCCUCCAAAAGGGGAGGAUUGUCAGCUGUAGGGAGUGCGGCAGCAAGUGUAACAGCCAAGGCUGUUCCAUGUUCCAUCAUCUCCAUGGAUUUCUUUGACCGUCUCCGAGCGGACGGACUGGUCCAUGACGACGGGAGGAUCUGUGGCUGCUUCGAUGAAUACGUUGAGGGUUUCACAAUCUCCGACGAGAUUAGAAAGAUGCUGUUAAUGGAAGAGUCUGACCAUUACGACCUGUACAGUGAUGAGGAAAAGGAGCAGUUUCUCUUCCUGCUGUUCCGCCAUGUUGUGCUAGGGGGCGGUUGUUGUCAGUACGAGGACAAUGUCGAGCCCUAUCUGAGCACUGUGAAGACUAUCUACAAGCAGCUUCUCAGUGUACAAAAGGACCCCACAACCAAGGCAUUACAAGUCCUAUCCAAUGUCUUCAGAGUUACAGCAUUGGAUGAGAAGGGGAACACUUACUAUCCCAGCGAGGACUCGGACCAUCCCCAGAACUUCUCCUAUCUCUUGGUGGAUCCUCUGAAGAGACACGUGACAGUUCUCUGUCAUGUUUACGGUGGAUCUCCUUUUUAAGGGCUAUAACAUUGGUAUUGGAGUUUCUUUUACACAAUCAAUAAUGUUUCCUCAGAUUACGUUUCAAUGCCUUAUAUCAGACACCUUCCUCAGAGUUUUUAACUGAAGAACUGUUUCUUGCCGUUGUACUGUAGAUGCAGAAACUUUCGUAGUGGUUUAAUGUUUGUGGUUUUUGUAGUGGCCGCUUCACCGCGAACUUAAAACCACCACGA
Molecule: messenger RNA, 1116 nt
Organism: Branchiostoma floridae (Florida lancelet)
Lineage: Eukaryota; Metazoa; Chordata; Leptocardii; Amphioxiformes; Branchiostomatidae
Product: cilia- and flagella-associated protein 300-like
Exons: 7
Coding region: 119-904 (261 amino acids)
Source: RefSeq, a predicted model, not a curated record